AUGGCAUCGACCAAUUCAUGUCUUUUCAGUGCCGUCUCUCCAGCAGCUCGCGACUUGACUCUUCUAUUAAGAUGCAUUGCAUUUGCUUCCAAGACUCAAGUCCGCCUGUCGCCCGAAGGACUACGUUUUAGUGCUCAAGAAACCAGUGUGAUGGAAGGCAAGCGCUUCCAGCAAUCAUUUUGCCACAAUCUUCUGACUGUUGCCNNAGCCUUUGUGUUUCUCUCCAGAUCGCUGUUUACAACUUGGAGCUAUCAAGAUCUAGAAGCUCCCGAGGACGAAUCAGCUGAAGACGCACUUCAACCUCCCACUUUUCAGAUAUCUCUUCCUGCUUUGCUCGAAACUCUACAAAUCUUCUCUCUUGGUGACAGCAACGCUUUCCGACAACAACAAGAUCCGUAUGACACAUUUACUGCAUUCAGACAGAACCGCAACGCGAACAACCCUUUCUCCGCCUCAGCACUAGGAUCUUCUGGUCUCUGCCGCAUAUCAUAUGAGAAUCGCGGUAGUCCUCUAUCAAUCCAGCUAUCCGAGUCAGACGUCACGACCAACUGCGAUUUGACCACCUACGAAGCAGAAACAACUGAAGAUAUUCCUUUUGAUCGAGAAAGCCUAGCUCUCAAGACUAUUAUGCGUUCGGCGCAUUUGGCUGAUGCCAUAUCAGAACUUGCUUCUACGAAUCCUACCAGUCUCUCGUUGACUGCAUCGCCCACAGCACCCUACAUGUCGCUCUCAGCUACUGGGCCACUUGGUUCAGCCACUGUCGACUUCAACAAAGACCAAGACCCUUUGCUGCUUGAGACAUUCCAGUGUCCAGCUCGCUUUCGCACAACGUACAACUUUCGACACAUCAAGGCUGUAUACCGUGCCAUGGUCUCUGCGACCAAGGUCAGCGUUCGUGCCGAUGAGCAAGGUGUUUUGAGCCUGCAAUUCUUGAUUGAGGUGGAUCCGACAGCACAGGCAGAGCCAGGCAAGGAGGGUAUCGCUUUUGUGGAUUUCCGCAUCGUGCCUCAGGUUGAAGGAGAACUUCCAAAGGACGAUUCGGAAACGGAUGACGAAUGA
Aureobasidium musti is the source of this 1059-nucleotide messenger RNA. Lineage: Eukaryota; Fungi; Ascomycota; Dothideomycetes; Dothideales; Saccotheciaceae. The record is from the annotation of a GenBank genome assembly.